AAUUAAAAAGGAAACCACACAGACAUGAGAACUCAUCCCCAGCUUUAUACUUCAGAGCUACCAGCAGAGUUGAAAGGAAGGGAAAAGCAUCAGAGAGGAAAGAAAGGCUCAUCAUCAUCAAGCAUCCAAAAGGAGAAGCCAACAUGGUUUCUAAUAAGGAGCACAAGAGAGCCGCUCUGCAUGAGAAGCUCCAACUCCUUCGUUCUAUGACUAACUCUCGUGCUCUGGACAAAACGUCGAUCAUAUUGGACGCAACAAAGUAUAUCGAAGAGCUAAAGCAAAAGGUAGAAAGACUGAAUCAAGACAUUGCCACUGCAGAAACUUCGAAAGACCAAAAUCAUUUGCCUAUGGUUACAGUAGAAACCCUAGAAAAGGGAUUCCUCAUAAAUGUAUAUUCAGCCAAGAGUUGCCCAGGUCUGCUAGUUCCCAUAUUGGAGGUCUUCGAUGAGAUGGGUCUCAGCGUCACGGAAGCUAGGGUUUCCUGUUCAGACACUUUCCGAUUUCAGGCAGUUGGAGGAGAAGAAGAAGAAGAAGGUGACAGCAUGGAUGAAGAAACAGUGACGCGAGCAGUGGGAAGAGCCAUAAAGAAUUGGAGAGAGAGUACGAGCCAGCAAUGAUCAAAUAGUAUUGAAGAGUACUGUGCUAUUUCUCUCUGGUGAUUAAUUAAGUGCAGAAACGCUAUUGCCAUUAGGAUCUUUUUGUCUUUUCAUGAGUGAUAUAUAUUUAUAUAUAUAUAUAGUAUCGUUUUCUCUUAAUGCUGUAAACUUCUUUUAUCCGAAUAUGGGUUGGUCCAUGAUCAACACUUGGUGCAAUCACCUACACAUUGGGCAGUCAAAUCAACUAAUUAAUUAAGGGCAUGAUGAUAUGAUAAGAAUUGUUAUGAGCAAAAUGACAGACAAUGUUACUACUAUUAUAAUUAAACUGAUGCAUUGUAUACUUACUUAACUAAUGAUUUCUUUUGUGUUAGAUAUAAA
Neltuma alba is the source of this 974-nucleotide messenger RNA. RefSeq lists its product as uncharacterized. Gene Ontology annotation, molecular function: protein dimerization activity; DNA-binding transcription factor activity; sequence-specific DNA binding. The record is from RefSeq and is a predicted model, not a curated record. Gene Ontology annotation, biological process: regulation of DNA-templated transcription. The transcript has 4 exons. NCBI's taxonomy places the organism in Eukaryota, Viridiplantae, Streptophyta, Magnoliopsida, Fabales, Fabaceae. Bases 144 to 617 code for a protein of 157 amino acids. Gene Ontology annotation, cellular component: nucleus.